AUGAAAAAGGACGCUGAAAACGAAACACUACUCUACGCAUACGAACACGAUGAUCAGAGCUCAAAAUAUUUCAUUAAACCCGACAAAAGCUAUCCGAUAGACGAUGAUGUGGAAGCUGGAAAAGCCGAAGGAAAACUGAAAGAAGUUAGCAAAUGGCCAACGAUUGUGGCGACAGUUAUGGUGGGUUUCGGCUGGCUGUCCAACGAAGUAGCACUUGCUUGGGUGCACGAACGAGUACCCUAUGACUAUCAUCCUCUUCCCGACCUCUUCUUCUCACACUUCCCAGAAAUUCGUGGAGCGAUUCGGAUAGCUGAAUACAUUAUGAUCAUUUUGCUUAUUAGUGCUUUGUUGGUGAUGUUCACACAUCAACACAGAUGGAUUGUGAUUCGACGGACGUUCUUCUGCAUCGCAAUGGCUUACUGUUUCCGGGCACUUUGUGUCACUAUCUUCCAGGUCCCUGUCCCCUCUGUGAACACUUACUGCGCUCCAAAAUCCAAUUCAUCAUUUGAACUGGUCGCUGGGAGAGUAGUCAAAAUGUUCUGGAGUGCAGGAAUCGAACAACUCCGACCAAGAGAACUUUGUGGAGAUCUGAUAGUGUCUGGACACACUCUCACCAUCUUCACAGCCUUCUUGGUUUUCAAAACCUACGCGCCGCAACGAAUUCAGCCACUCUCCCACAUCUACCAUGUUCUUGCAUUUACCGCCUUGUUCUCCAUUCUUCUAGCCAGAAAGCACUAUAUGAUCGAUAUAGUGUUAGGAUACACAGUAUCCACUAGAGUCUUCAUGGAAUAUCACGCCCUCGCUGCUUCCUAUCAUAAUGGAACUUUCGAGAAUAAUCCACUUUCUUGGUCCUGGUGGUCCGUCUUGGUACCAUAUUUCGAAUCCGAUGCCCCAUCAAACUUCCACAACCAUCUACUCCUUUACAACCGGUCGACAACUAGAAUUGGUGCUAAAAACGUGUCAGUUAAGAAAAGAUCUUUUGAAUAG
Molecule: messenger RNA, 987 nt
Organism: Caenorhabditis briggsae
Lineage: Eukaryota; Metazoa; Nematoda; Chromadorea; Rhabditida; Rhabditidae
Exons: 6
Coding region: 1-987 (328 amino acids)
Biological process (GO): ceramide biosynthetic process; sphingomyelin biosynthetic process
Cellular component (GO): endoplasmic reticulum membrane; Golgi membrane
Molecular function (GO): sphingomyelin synthase activity; ceramide cholinephosphotransferase activity
Source: RefSeq, a predicted model, not a curated record